AUGAAACUCCUCUACCCAACCACACUCCGGUUCAACCCCGCGCUCAUCGCGGGCUUCCCAACACUCACACUGCACGCCUACGACGCCCGCGCCCCCACAAUCCCCGACGACCUCCUCGAUGCCCGCAUCCUCGUGACCUGGGCCAACAGCGCCGCCAACCUCUCCUUCGCCGCGAAAAACCUACCCCAGCUCCAAUGGAUCCAAUCCCUCGCCGCCGGGCCCAACGACGUGCUCUCCGCAGGCUUCGACACCGCCCGCGUCAAAGUGACCACCGGCUCGGGGCUGCACGACCGCACAGUAGCCGAGCACACCCUCGGCCUCCUCCUCACCGCCGCCCGGCGCUUCCACGAAAUGCGCGAUUCCCAAGUCCAGGGCCGCUGGCCGAUCCACCUCGGCGGGCCCCAACCGGACCGUGAACCGGGGACCUUCCGCACGUUGCGGGACGCUCGUGUGCUGGUAUGGGGGUUCGGCAACAUCGCCAAGGCUCUGACCCCGAGCCUUCAAGCGCUCGGCGCCGAAGUGCGCGGCGUGGCCCGGACCCCCGGCGUGCGCAACGGGGUGCAGAUCUUCAACGACGCUUCGCUUCCCGAGUUGCUUCCGCAGACCGAUGCGCUGGUCAUGAUCCUGCCCGGCGAUGCGUCCACGCGACACGCGCUGAAUAAGGAACGGUUGGCGCUGCUGCCGAAGCAUGCGUGGGUGGUGAAUGUGGGUCGGGGCUCGUCGGUGGAUGAGGACGCGCUGUUUGAGGCGCUAGAGAAGGAGGAGAUUGGGGGUGCGGCGUUGGAUGUGUUUGAUACGGAGCCCCUGCCGGAAGGGGAUAAGUUGUAUAAGGCGAAGAACUUGGUCCUGUCGCCGCAUGCUGCAGGGGGUCGGCCGCAGGGGGCGGAGGCGUUGAUUGUGGAUAAUCUGAGGCGGUUCUUUGCGGAGCAGCCGUUGCGGAACAAGAUUUAG
This is a messenger RNA of Dichotomopilus funicola, 951 nucleotides long. Its product is annotated as D-isomer specific 2-hydroxyacid dehydrogenase. Gene Ontology annotation, molecular function: NAD binding. Lineage: Eukaryota; Fungi; Ascomycota; Sordariomycetes; Sordariales; Chaetomiaceae. Bases 1 to 951 code for a protein of 316 amino acids. The record is from RefSeq and is a predicted model, not a curated record. The transcript has a single exon.